UUUUGUUCACAACUUUCUUGGGAACUAAAUCAUAAGCCAACAAAGAGAAAAAAAACAAGAAUAUUUAAGGAAAGAUUUCUGCGAGAACAUGGAUGAAUCUGAGAAACUCUCCUACCAAGAGGAAAGCCAGAAUUUGGAAACCACCACGAACGAGGAGACUCCUGCUGAUGCUACUGCCGCCGGUGGCGAACAGAGUUCAGACUUGUUGAAAAAAGAAUUGGACAGUCUAGAAAAAAUGGUGGUGGAAAAGCUGAAUUCUGAUGAAACCAAGGCUACCAUUGAAUCAGUAGUAGUUAACCCUGCGGUAUCAUUGGCACAAGGCUUCACACAAUCUGCAAAGGGCUUGGUUAAUAAAGUAGAGGGCAAGAUUGAGACAUGGUCCUCUUUACUACACAAGAAGCAGACAAAUGGGACUGAGGAAACUGAUUCAUUGCCUACUUCAGAUGGCCAUGUUGGAGAGUCAUCAGCAGCAGACACAGAGAAAUAUGUCAAAGUUCCAGAGCCAACCAAUAAUGGGGAUCAUGAGCAAACUCCUAGAAGCACUGAGAAUCAGUCACUUGUUGGAGUGACCCCUCAGACUACGACUUCAUGGAUGAACUGUUGUGGUUUACUUGAAUUUCUUGUGAGAAAAUCAGAUCAAUAAUUAUUGGACAAAAAGAGUUGCUAAGCAGAUUGUGUUGGUUCGUGAUGUAGUGUGUGCAGAAUAUUGCAGAGUGAUCUUAGAAUUUAUCUUCUUUUUAACUAAUGUAAUAAAGUUAUGAAAAUUAAUGUGCUUGUGAGAGGGCUUUGUUUCUUCAUUUUCUGUUUCACGUGUAUGUUCUUAAAAUAUCGAUCCAAGAAUGACUAUUCUGAGUUUUGAGUAUGAUUUGCUAA
Messenger RNA from Nicotiana attenuata, 873 nucleotides. RefSeq lists its product as uncharacterized. The transcript is spliced from 3 exons. Lineage: Eukaryota; Viridiplantae; Streptophyta; Magnoliopsida; Solanales; Solanaceae. Bases 89 to 643 code for a protein of 184 amino acids. The record is from RefSeq and is a predicted model, not a curated record.